AUGUACAAUUGGAACUUGCAGGUAGCAGGUAUGAGCCGAUCUUCUUUCACUAACAUUCACAACCCCUUUCAUUUCAACUUCACCCCCGCCCAAUAACUGGGAAUGGCGGACCCAUUUUCAGGAGGAAGUUAUAGGAUUAAGAGUCUGGUUCUCGUUUGUGUUUUCUUGUCGUCAUUGAUCAAAGCAUCAUUGGGUAGUAGUAAUGUUAAUGGUGGUAACAGACAUUUCUAUAAAUGGGAUGUGGAGUACAUGUUCUGGUCUCCAGAUUGUGAAGAAAAUGUAGUUAUGGGUAUUAAUGGACAGUUUCCAGGGCCGACCAUCCGAGCACAUGCUGGAGAUUACAUUCAUAUUGAACUUACUAAUAAGCUUCAUACUGAAGGAGUUGUUAUUCAUUGGCAUGGUAUCAGACAGCUUGGGACACCCUGGGCUGAUGGUACUGCUGCCAUUUCUCAGUGUGCUAUUAAUCCUGGAGAAACUUUUACUUACAGGUUCAUUGUUGACAGACCAGGAACAUACUUUUACCAUGGACACUAUGGAAUGCAAAGAUCAGCAGGGCUGUAUGGGUCACUUAUAGUUGAUGUUGCAGAAGGACAGAAGGAGCCAUUCAAAUAUGAUGGUGAAUUUGACCUGUUACUGAGUGAUUGGUGGCAUGAAAAUGUUCAUCACCAAGAAGUUGGUCUUUCCUCCAGCCCUAUGCGCUGGAUUGGUGAACCCCAGACCAUACUUAUGAAUGGAAGAGGACAAUACAACUGUUCCCUAGCAGCAGUCUAUAGCAGAAACCCUACCCAACAAUGCAAGCUUAAAGGAGGUGAGAAUUGCGCGCCCUUCAUCUUUCAUGUGGAACCAAAGAAGAAGUACAGGCUAAGAAUUGCCAGUACUACUGCCCUAGCUUCUCUCAACUUGGCCAUUGAUGGUCACAAGAUGCUAGUGGUAGAAGCUGAUGGAAAUUAUGUGAAACCAUUUGAGACUGAUAGUUUGGACAUUUAUUCUGGAGAGAGCUACUCUGUCAUAAUCACUACAAACCAGCACCCUUACCAGAAUUACUGGAUUUCUGCUGGUGUAAUAGGAAGGGAACCCCAUACACCACAAGGCCUAACCUUAUUGCACUAUAAUCAAACCUCUGCCUCAAAACUCCCUGAAUCUCCACCUCCUGUAACCCCUAGAUGGAAUGAUACUGCUCGUAGCAAGGCAUUCACUAACAAGAUUUUAGCCAAGAAAGGUACUCAACCACCUCCGAAGAACUAUGACCGUCGGAUAAUCCUACUAAAUACUCAGAACAAAUACAAUGGACAUACUAAAUGGGCUAUCAACAAUGUUUCCCUCUCAUUGCCUGCCACUCCAUACUUGGGUGCUAUGAAAUUCGGUCUCCGCAAUGCGUUCGAUCAGGAAAAACCACCUGAGAAGUACGACGAAAGUUAUGAUGUGAUGAAACCGGCAGCAAACCCUAAUACUACUGUUGGAAGUGGGGUUUACACGAUUGGUUACCAGACUACAGUGGAUGUGAUACUCCAAAAUGCUAAUGCAUUAAGCAAAGAUGUUAGUGAAGUCCACCCAUGGCACUUGCAUGGCCAUGACUUCUGGGUUUUAGGAUAUGGAGAAGGGAAGUUCACCGAGAAAGAUGAAAAGAAAUUCAACUUGAAGAAUCCACCUUUGAGAAAUACCGCAGUGAUUUUCCCUUAUGGAUGGACUGCACUAAGAUUUGUAGCAGAUAAUCCAGGAGUGUGGGCAUUCCACUGCCACAUUGAGCCACAUUUGCAUAUGGGUAUGGGUGUUGUUUUUGCUGAAGGUAUUGAACAUGUUAAGGAUAUACCUCAUGAGGCUCUUGCCUGUGGUUUAACUGGGAGGAGGUUCAUGGAUACCAAUAAGCAUUAAGACUGCUAAUGUUUCCUAAUUCCCAGUUGAGGAUUAGAAAGUUGCUAGAACUUUGACGUGCAAGAAUUCAAGUCUAUAUGCAUUUGAAAUUUUCAGAGUGUAUUUGUGUUAUGUUCGGCAUAAAUUUAUUAAUAACUAUUCCCAUACCUUAGCUCUUUUUCCUGCA
This is a messenger RNA of Ricinus communis (castor bean), 2038 nucleotides long. Its product is annotated as L-ascorbate oxidase. NCBI's taxonomy places the organism in Eukaryota, Viridiplantae, Streptophyta, Magnoliopsida, Malpighiales, Euphorbiaceae. The transcript is spliced from 5 exons. The record is from RefSeq and is a predicted model, not a curated record. Gene Ontology annotation, cellular component: plasmodesma; extracellular region. The coding region runs from base 103 to 1872 and encodes 589 amino acids. Gene Ontology annotation, molecular function: oxidoreductase activity; copper ion binding.